Molecule: messenger RNA, 1014 nt
Organism: Diaporthe citri
Lineage: Eukaryota; Fungi; Ascomycota; Sordariomycetes; Diaporthales; Diaporthaceae
Exons: 4
Coding region: 1-1014 (337 amino acids)
Biological process (GO): amino acid transmembrane transport
Cellular component (GO): vacuolar membrane
Molecular function (GO): amino acid transmembrane transporter activity
Source: RefSeq, a predicted model, not a curated record
AUGUCUCCGCCGACUACAUACAAGGACGAGGAAGCGAAAGCAGACAUUUCCGGUCACGUGAAUGUCCUUGAUACCUCCAGUGACGACGUUAGCUUCACAGCUCUAGUUGCCGAAGAUCACCAACAUGAGAUUCAACUCAGAACGAUGUCAUGGCAGAAAGCCGCGUGGCUUCUUGCCGGAGACCAGUUAUGCCUGGCUAUCAUGGCUCAGUCGUGGUCACUCAGUGUAUUGGGAUGGGUUCCAGGGCUCAUCACCAUGGUUCUUGCUGGCCUGUUCUUCUGGAUUACAAGCACAACGAUGCAUGAAUAUAUCAUGAAAAAUCCUUCAAUUAAGGAUAUCUGUGAUUUCGGAUACCACAUCUUUGGGAAAAGCCGAAUUGCAUACGAGUUCAGCGGCUGCAUGCUGCUCGCAAACAACAUUCUUCUCAUUGGCUUCCACAUCCUCACCGGCGCAAAGGUCAUCAAUACUCUCUCCGACCAUUCACUCUGCACCGUCGACUUUUCCGUCAUCGUCACAAUCAUGGGGAUUGUCAUGUCUGUCCCACGGACACUCAAGCAUGUAUCUUUCAUGUCCAUGUUCUCGGCAGCUUGCAUGGGGAUUGCGAUCCUCCUCUUUCUUGUCUUCGCUGGCAUCGAACCGGCUCCUCUCUACGGCUAUAACGGAGACUAUCCUACCGCUGGACUGGUCAAGACUUACGCGUUUCCCCCUGCUGGCACGACCUGGGUCGCAUGCAUGAAUGCAGUUCUGAACAUCACUUUCCUCUGGGUCCCUCAAAUCCUUUUCCCAACCUUCAUAGCUGAAAUGGAGCACCCAGAAGAUUUUCCCAAGUCUCUUGCCGUUCUGACGGGCAUCUCGGCCAUUCUUUUCAUCGUCCCCCCAGCCAUUGGUUUCAGAUACCUCGGGCAGUACGCCACUGCGCCGGCGUUUGGUUCUCUCGGAGUCGUUGCAUACAAGAAAGCCUCGUUCGCGUUCGUGAUCGUCCCGACGCUCGUAAUCGGCGUCAUCUGUGACUAA